CCCCUCUUUCCUCACAGCAACACUCACAAGUCACAACACAACCCAACCCUAGCGAGUAGCAGCAGCCUCAAAGUACCCUACACCCUCACUUAAAGCUCUCUCACUCCUGAACCCUAAAAUGAAGACACAACAACAAUCUCUCUUCUCAGCCUCAAUUUUACUAGUUAUAGCACUUAUAACCUUUUUCCACACCACUUCAGCCCAACUCACACCAAUCCAAGCCCCAGUUUCAUCACCCCCAUCCCCGCCACUACCACAACCACCAGCAUUCACACCACCAUCUCCACCAGCCACUGCUCCAGCUCCAGGAUUCAACACAGUACCCUUAGUUCCCGUGACACCAAGUGGCGCUCCCACACCCACCAUCCCAAAAGCACCCUCCAUUGACAUAGUCCAAAUCCUAAGAAAAGCAAAGAGAUUCUCUGUCCUCAUUAGGCUCCUCAAAACCACCCAACUCAUCAACCAACUCAACUCACAGCUUCUGACCUCAGGCUCAGGAGGUUUAACCCUCUUCGCCCCAGAAGACAGUGCCUUCUCAAAACUAAAAGCUGGUUUCCUCAACUCUCUUAGUGACAGACAAAAAGUGGAACUUUUACAAUUCCACACACUCUCUUCCUUCAUUUCCAUCUCAAACUUCGACACACUCACCAACCCCGUUCAGACUCAGGCCGGCGACGACCCCAAGAGGCUCCAGCUCAACGUCACCACGUUUGGUGGCAGCCAGGUGAGCAUGGCCACCGGCGCCGUCAACGCCUCCGUCACCGGAACCGUUUACACCGACAACAAGCUCGCCAUAUACCAGGUGGACAAAGUGCUUCUCCCCCUUGACCUUGUGCUUCCCAGCGAGGCUCCGGCACCGGCGCCGGGAAAGGCUAAAGGGGCGUCGCCGAAGACCGAUAAGACGAAGUCCGGCGCCGAUGACGGUGCCGCCGGUGGCGAUAGUGACAAUGGUGAUAACAAGGACUUGCCUGCUGAAGCUUCUUCUGCUGGUUCCGUGAGUUUCAAGUUUGGUGUGGUUGCCUUUGUUUUUGGGGUGGCUUUGAUGGGUGAAGCCGUUGUGUGAUGUGAAAGGGCGAGUGGUUCUAUUGUGUUGUUUGAGGUUUUUUACGUGAGUGUUGGAUAUUGUUGUGUUUUGUUUUCUGGUUCAAUUAAUUGUUUGCAUGUAGCAUUGGAUUAAAACGUAUACAAGGUGGAUUUCUUUUUCUUUUUGUUA
This is a messenger RNA of Glycine soja, 1213 nucleotides long. Its product is annotated as fasciclin-like arabinogalactan protein 11. The transcript has a single exon. NCBI's taxonomy places the organism in Eukaryota, Viridiplantae, Streptophyta, Magnoliopsida, Fabales, Fabaceae. The coding region runs from base 119 to 1063 and encodes 314 amino acids. The record is from RefSeq and is a predicted model, not a curated record.